AAAGGAAAACUGCAUCACAAUGUCACUGCCAGGAAACGGCAUAUUUGUGGUCCGUGGCGAAAUGUCCACAUUAAUGACCGCAAUGCGCAGGGGCUCCCGUUGGAAUGCCUCAGCAUACGUGGAUGAGGAAAAAGAUGGUCUGAUGAAAUUAUUUAUGGAUCUGAAACAAGUUCUCAAUCGCAUUGAAGAUCUAAGAUUAAUAGAUCCGAAUGUUUUCUUGGCACCUUUCUUGGAGGUUAUACGCACCGAAGAGACCACGGGAGCUGUAACCAGUUUGGCAUUGUCAGCCAUUAAUAAAUUUUUGUCCUACGGCUUGAUUGACCCCACCUGUCCCAACCUGGCUGUGACCAUAGAAAACAUAGCUGAUGCUGUUACUCAUGCCCGUUUCAUGGGCACAGACCAAUCCUCGGAUGGUGUUACCCUUUUCCGUGUCGUCGAAGUUCUACACACUCUAAUGCGCAGUCCUGAGGGUUCCAUGCUAACCAAUGAAUCUGUGUGUGAAGUAAUGCUUAGCUGUUUUAAAAUAUGCUUUGAACCUCGCCUCAAUGAGUUGUUGCGCCGCUCUGCCGAACAGGCUCUAAAAGAUAUGGUGCUUUUGUUAUUUAUGCGUUUGCCACAAUUUGCAGAUGAUCGCACAGAAUCGGGUAUGCUGAAAAAAUUCCAAAUGAUGGCUGCAUCCAUGGAAAAGGAUAAAAAACAACGUAAACGUUCAUCGAAAAUUGCGGCCAGCCAGGAGAACUUGGCGCGCAGCCAAAGUUAUAAAGGGUCUGAUCUAUCUAAAGCUGGUGGUGAGGAGCAAAGGAAAAUUUCCACCAACUCAGCCCCGGGAGAUGAGGUGCAACAACCAAAUUCCGCAACUCCAGGGCAUUUACAUACAUUAAAAGCUCCUCCAUUGGCCACCACACCGGCCACACCAGCUGGCAAUAUUGUGGAUUUGCAGGGUAAAAUAACUCAAACCCCUACAUCAGCAAUAAAUAUUGCUUCGGCCCAAGAUGCUGAGACAAAUGAAAGCAUACCAACAGAUCAGAAUGCUCCCUUGAUAUCAGUGGAACCAGCUUCACCACCCACAAACAACAUUCCGGAUGACAACUCUGAAGCCCGACCACAAUCUCCUUUAUCCCAAGGUGGUAGCAGUGAAUACAUUAACUCCGUCGGCGUGCGUUUUACCCAACAAAAUUCCGUAGAUGUUUCUGAGGGCAUGGCUCCUUUGGUACCAUAUGGUUUGCCCUGUAUUCAAGAACUAUUUCGUUUCUUGAUUUUGCUGUGUAAUCCUUUGGAUAAACAAAACACCGAUACCAUGAUGCACAUGGGUUUGAGUUUGCUAACUGUGGCCUUUGAAGUGGGAGCAGAUAAUAUGUUGAAGUAUGACUCACUAUUGCAAUUGGUCAAGGAUGACUUGUGUCGCAAUCUCUUUGCGCUCAUGAACUCAGAACGUUUGACCAUAUUUGCCGCAGAUUUACAAGUCUGUUUCCUUAUGUUCGAAUCAAUGCGUGGCCAUUUGAAAUUCCAAUUAGAAAGCUACCUCAAAAAGUUGUCGGAAAUCAUUGCCAGUGACAAUCCAAAGACCCCAUAUGAAAUGCGUGAAUUAGCUUUGGACAAUCUGUUGCAGUUGUGGCGUAUUCCAAACUUUGUCACCGAGCUUUAUAUCAACUAUGACUGUGAUUUGUAUUGCAGCGAUUUGUUUGAGAGUCUGACAAAUCUCUUAUCAAAAUACACGCUAUCGGCCACAAAUGCCAUAUACAAUACCCACAUCUUGGCAAUGGAUACUCUAAUAUCUGUGGUCGAUAAUAUUGAAAGUAAUUGUGUGGCAGCGAAAAAUGGAUGUGUCACACAAUCAGACACUGCAGCUGGUGGAGUUGCCACACAAUCUUCUUCCUCGCUACGUCACUCGCGUCAAAAUUCCGGCCUAGAGGGUAUUGUUAUUGAUGAUCCCAAAACAGCAGAAGAUAACUAUGUGGAGAAUAUUUCCAAAUUUAUUAACACAUCCUCGCGAUUACGUUCUCUGUCUGGAGAUACUGCUGCCAAGAAGGCCAUAACUGGAGAAUAUCUAAAGGAAGUGAAGCAUAAAAAGCGGGUGCUUAGUCAAGGCACUGAAUUGUUUAAUCAACGACCCGAUAAGGGUAUACAAUUUCUACAAGAUAAUGGUAUACUGAAUCCCGAAUUAGAUCCAAGGGAAAUUGCCUCAUUUUUACGUGAAAAUCCUGGCUUGGAUAAGAAAAUGAUUGGCGAAUAUAUAUCGAAAAAGAAGAAUGUUGAUUCAAAAAUUCUAAUGAAUUUUGUAGAGUCCUUCGAUUUUAGAGGGCUACGUGUUGAUCAGGCUUUACGUUUGUAUUUGGAAACAUUCCGUUUGCCUGGUGAGGCUCCGUUGAUAUUUUUGGUUUUGGAACAUUUCUCCGAACAUUGGCAUAAACAAAAUGGCGAACCAUUUGCCAAUACGGAUGCGGCCUUUAGUUUGGCAUAUUCCAUUAUUAUGUUAAAUAUGGAUCAACAUAAUGCCAAUGCCAAGCGUUUAAAUAUUCCCAUGACCCAAGAGGAUUUCCUUAAGAAUUUGAGAGGUUUGAAUGGUGGUGCCGAUUAUGACCAAGAUUUACUUGCAGCCAUUUAUAAUGCCAUCAAGAAUGAUGAAAUUAUCAUGCCUGCUGAACAAACCGGUUUGGUGCGUGAAAACUAUUUGUGGAAGGUAUUGCUAAGACGUGGCGCAACAUCCGAUGGACUCUUUACCUAUGUACAUGAUUCCACCUAUGACAUGGACAUCUUUAAUGUCAUCUGGGGUCCAUCGCUGAGCUCAUUGAGCUUUAUGUUUGAUAAGAGCAGUGAGAAUGGUUAUCAACGGACUUUGACAGGCUUUACCAAAUGUGCUGCCAUUUCGGCUUUCUAUGGCCUCCACGAAGACUUUGAUGCCUUGAUUUUAACCCUGUGUAAAUUUACCAGCAUUCUCAGUUCCGCACAACUGGAGACAACACAUCCAGCACCUAAUGAAAUUGUUCAGGCUGUUAAUUUUGGCCUCAAUCCCAAAGGUCAAGCUGCCAUGCGUACCGUUUUCGCCUUGGUUCAUGAUUAUGGUGACUGUCUAAGAGAUGGCUGGCGUCAUAUAUUGGAUCUAUACUUACAACUUUUCCGUUUGAAACUCUUACCAAAAUCUCUAAUGGAGGUUGAAGAUUUCUGUGAACCAUCGGGCAAGGCCCAGUUGAUAUUGGAAAAACCCAGUCAAAAACAAGAAUCGGGCAUAUUUUCCAGUCUCUAUUCAUAUCUAUCGUCCGAGGGACAACGUGAACCUUCCUAUGAGGAACAGGAAUUUAUAAAGAUUGGCAAGAAAUGCAUCAAAGAAUGCCAACUGGAUCAAAUGAUACAGGAAUCGAAAUUUGUCCAAUUGGAAUCACUGCAAGAAUUGUUGAAGCAAGUUUUAGGCUCUCUCAAGGCCCCAAGUGCCCAUAAAUCCAUUGGCAUGCCUUAUGCCGAAGAUGUUGUUGUCUUCUGGAUGGAAUUUUUGGUUAAGAUUGUCAUUUACAAUCGUGAUCGCAUGAUUCCCCUGUGGCCUGCAGUUCGUGAUCAAAUGUACCUGUUGCUAAUGGGAAGCUCAUCCUGUGGCUAUGAUUAUUUACUCAAUCGUUGUAUUGUGGCCAUGCUUAAGUUGGCCAUAUAUUUGAUGCGCAACGAAGAGCUAUGUCCCAUUGUUUUGAAAUCAUUGAAAAUGUUGUUAAUGUUGAAGCCGGCAGUCAUCUUGAGGAUUUCCAAACAAAUUUCCAUUGGAAUGUAUGAGCUGUUGAAGACAUCAGCCCAGAAUAUACACUCCGAACAGGAUUGGCAAAUUGUUUUUACGAUUUUGGAAUGUGUGGGUGCUGGAGCUGAGCCUCCGGAAUAUGAUGAUGCCUCAUUGCCGGUGCCAAAUGGUUUGGCUGCCAAAUCAGAUGGUGCUCUAAGUAGUGAAGAGGAUUCGGGUUUGCCUGAUCGUGGUUAUACCUCCGAUUCUGAAUUGAGUAGCAAACAGGCGGCUGGUAGUAGCAAACAACAGCAGAUACCAGUUAUGCAAAAUUCAAAUGCCAGCAGUCCAUUCCCCUCCAGUCCCACCGCCGAAAAUUGGAUAUUGGUUAAUAAGGAUACCGAUUUGGCUGCUUCAAGGCCACAAUCACCACCAGAAUCGAUUGGUGCUGUUCCUCCCACGCUAUCUAAUCUGGUUUACAACUGCAAGCUGUUAGAUCACAUGCCUUUUGCUUUGUUCAAAUGUUGGGAUUCAUUGGCAUUUAUUGUGCGUAAUGUGGCCCAUAUAACGCCCUACAACUUUGAGAGUUGUGUUCGUUGUAUUCGCACCUUUGUGGAGGCAUGCCGUGACGGUGGCAUACGCCAGAGACGUAAAAUGGAAGCUGCUUUGUCCGCUGCUGCCGCCGGACAAAAGAAAAAGUCCAAUAACAAACGUCAAGAUCGUUCCAAUGAACGUAACAAACAUGACGAUGAUAACGGUGCGGGCCCGGAGGAUGCCGAUGAAGCCGAUUUGGCUCAACGUUAUGAAACCUUGUCAAUCCAAUUACUUGACCUUAUGUAUACUCUAUACACUAGAACUGCCCAAAUAUUCCGUUGGUGGGCAGAAGAAGGUUGUGCUGUGCCACAGUGUUCCGCUCUGUGGGCCCAGGGAUGGUGUCCCCUGUUGCAGGGUAUUGCACGCCUGGCCAUGGAUCGUAGACGUGAAGUAAGGACCUAUGCCAUAUCAUGUCUACAACAAAGAGCUUUGCUUGUACACGAUUUACAAACUCUGUCGGGCACAGAAUGGGCUUCCUGCUUCCAACAGGUUUUAUUCCCACUACUCAAUGAACUAUUGCCCGAUAGUGCUGCUGUGGCUCACUUGGAUCAAGUACUAUUGGAGGAAUCUAGAAUACGCACAGCCACAAUUAUGUCAAAGGUAUUUUUACAUCAUCUAACACCGUUAAUUGAGCUAGGCAGUGCCUUUAAUGAUUUGUGGAUGCAAAUUUUGGAUUAUAUUGAGAAAUUUAUGAAAGUCGGAUCGGAUAUGUUGUCGGAACAAAUGCAAGAAAUCCUCAAGAAUAUGUUGUUGGUAAUGCAUUCGGUGCGUGUUUUCCACAACAAUAAUGGAACGAUACGUGCGGAUUUGUGGGAAUUGACCUGGAAACGUAUUGGCGAGUUCUUACCCAAUCUUAAAGAUGAACUUUUCCGUGAUGAAGGUAACCGGGCACAUGUUAUGAAACAACCCAGUCAACCAGCAGCAGCUGCAGUGGUCUCCCCAGCAUCUACUCCAGCGGUGGCAAUAUUACCACAAACAACAACAACGACCGCAACCUCAUUGCCUAGCAAUCAGCAGACGCCAAUCCAGACGCCACAUUUUGUACCAUCCCCAGUUUCGUUAAUAUCACCUGUGGAAUCACCUCGGCACAGUAUAAUUUUGCAACCACCUGUGGCUGAUUCUCUACAGCAACAGCCCAUAUUCUAUGGACAAUUGCCUGUAAACAAUAUGCCGAUUAUUGUGCCACAACAACAGACGCCUAUUGCUCAAACCCAGGCCAAUAAUGACCAACAACAGCCAUCGUGCACUACCAUAACAUCGCCAAUAUUGUCCCAGGAUAACAAUCAGCAAGGUGUUCAAGUGGUAUCGAUGAAUUCUCCAAAUAAUGAACCACAAUCGACAACAAAUGCCCAAUCCAGUCAACAACAACAACCGGAACAGAGUGUCCCUGCGACCAUCACAGCUCCAACUGUAUCACAACAUAAUGCAACAGCUAAUGUUCAGACUGCUGCCCCCACACAAUUCAACACCACGGUUCCUAAUAUGUUUCCCAAUACAGCAACCACAUCUAGGCCAGCCUUGGCAUCAACAAUGAUCCACCCAAAUCCUGUGCCUAUUGAUAGUAAUUCAUUUUCCAUCGAAUUAUAUGAUAGCACACCUGAUGUUUAUCAGAGUCAUGCUGCCACUUCGAUGGCAUAUAGUAAUGCUCCUGAAGAAAAACCGGAACAAACUCAUCUUAGGCAUGUACUGCAAGAUCAAUACAAUCAAUACUACAAACAAUAUAAGCUGCAUCAGGAAAUGCAACAACAAAGUGGUGGUGGUGCCAGCAACGAGACACUGAAUGCUAGCCAGCAAGCCAACAACACCAGCAGCCAGCUGAACACCUCUGUGUUUAGUGGUGAUGAAGUCAGCACCAUUGCUGAAAUAGAGGCAGAGUUUAAGGCGGCCGCCGAUGAACCAAAUACAGCUCCCAAAGUUCCAAUCAGUCAUCUUCUGGCUGGUAAAGAAUAUCCAUCAUUACAAAAGCAACCCACACCUGCCAUUGUUCAAAGUUUCACUCCCGUCUAUGUGCAGCAGACGGCCACCACAAGUCAGCAACAAACCGGCGGUGAUAUUUAUCAGGAAUAUGUACAGAAUCCCUACAAUCUAACCUUGCAACAAUCGCAAAUGCCAACAGCUGUGCCGUUGGUCAGUGUGGAACAACAUCAGCAGAAUUUAAUGCGUUUGCAAAUGCAGUACACAAUGGGAUGUAAUACCGAUCCAAAUAUGUAUGUCUUUGGACAACCCUAAAAUCCACAAAACUUCAUGGAUUUCCAGAAAUUGUCAUCAUAGGUAUGUAAGUAA
Molecule: messenger RNA, 6577 nt
Organism: Musca vetustissima
Lineage: Eukaryota; Metazoa; Arthropoda; Insecta; Diptera; Muscidae
Gene: garz
Product: Golgi-specific brefeldin A-resistance guanine nucleotide exchange factor 1
Exons: 9
Coding region: 20-6523 (2167 amino acids)
Biological process (GO): regulation of ARF protein signal transduction
Molecular function (GO): guanyl-nucleotide exchange factor activity
Source: RefSeq, a predicted model, not a curated record